CUGGCUCGCAUUUCCCCGCUGCCUCUCGGAUUGUGUGUGUGUGAGAGUGUGUGAGAGUGUGUGUGAGCGCCGGAGAGCUCUGGUGGGAUAUCCAGCGCAGCGGAGGGUCUCCCAGCAUCAGCGGGGAGGUGAUGUGACUCCGGGAUCUGGGCGAACUGGGAGUUUAUUCAGCUCUGGAGGAAAACUGGUUUCCAGUCUGCUGCUUACUGGGACUCGUACUGAAGCCUGACUGGGUCUAGACUGUGAUACUGGAACGAUCACUGGGAACUGUGGAAAGGAAUCGAGGAAUCGAGUGAGUCGUUAAUGAUGUCCUGUUCAUGAAAGAAUCCUUGAGAUAAAUAUUUUUUUAAAUCGAUUUAAUCGAACUUUUUGGUUUUGGAUACAGGAUAUUCGAAUCAUUUAACGUUAUUGAAUCACAAGCAUCUAUAGUAAGGAAAUGACUCUUUGAAUCAAUGAAUCGUUGACUCGAAUAUUCGAUUAGUUGACACAUAUUCGAUUCAGUAAACUGAAUCUUUUCAUCACUAAGCUUCAGUUAAAGAGCAGUUAAGCUGAAAUAAAUCAUGUCCAGCAGAAGUAUAGAGUGGGAGCAUUUCGAGGAGCGUGAGAAGCCCCGCCGGCCCUCGCGGGGCAGCGGAGGGUCCCAGGCCGUGGCCCGCGGGAACGGAUCAGUACCGAGUCCCGCGCACAGCGCGCACUGCAGCUUCUACCGCACGCGCACCCUGCAGUCCCUCACCACCGAGAAGAAGGCCCGGAAGGUGAGGUUCUACAGGAACGGGGACCGAUACUUUAAGGGCCUGGUGUACGCCGUGUCCGGGGACCGGUUCCGCUCUCUGGACGCUCUGCUCAUGGAGCUCACGCGCUCGCUGUCGGAUAACGUGAACCUGCCGCAGGGAGUCCGCUUCAUCUACACCGUAGACGGGGCCAGGAGGGUCACCAGCCUCGACGACUUACUGGAAGGUGAGAGCUAUGUCUGCGCCUCUAAUGAACCCUUCCGGAAAAUGGAGUACACCAAGAAUGUGAACCCGAACUGGUCUGUGAAUGUGAAGACGGGCACCUCGCGCUCUCUCUCCUCGCUGCCCACGCUGAAGAACGAGCUGAGAGAGAGGGAGAACAAGGACUUCAUCAAGCCCAAGCUGGUGACGGUCAUCCGCAGCGGCGUCAAACCGCGUAAAGCCGUCCGAAUCCUGCUCAACAAAAAGACGGCCCACUCCUUCGAACAGGUGCUGACCGACAUCACCGACGCCAUAAAGCUGGACUCGGGCGUGGUCAAGAGACUCUACACUCUGGAGGGAAAGCAGAUCACGUGUCUGCAGGAUUUCUUCGGAGAGGACGACGUGUUCAUCGCCUGUGGGCCGGAGAAGUUCCGCUACGCUCAGGAUGAUUUUGUGUUGGAUCACAGCGGUAAGGCUUCAGAAGCCUUUCUGACUGAGUGCCGUGUUCUGAAGUCUUCCUACGGCUCCCGAUCCAUGACUCCAGUGAGAGCUGGAGGCAGCAAGAGUCCAGGAUCAACACGACGCAGCAAAUCACCUGGAACAGUUAGAAGAAACCCUGGUCAUUUCUCCACCAGCAGCCAGUCUCCUGUCAAAUCUCCAGUAAAUGGAGUUCCCAGCUCUUGUCCGAUCUCCGCCCCCAAAUCCACCAAGUCCUCCAGCUCCUCCCCCACCAGUCCCCGCAGCAUGCACAACUUCAAGUUUAGUUGCAACAAGCGGAUGGGACGCCCCCUCCAUCUCUCUGUGCAGAUUCCUCCUCAUCACUCCUCCGCCUCCAACAUCAACGGAUCCUCAGAACCUCAACCUCAACCUCAUCAGCCUCUUCACCUCAAUAACAGCAGCCCUGAAGUUAAUGGCAAUAAAAACCUGACCUCCUCCUCCAUUCUGGAAAAGUACAAAGUGGGAAAGAUUAUCGGAGAUGGAAACUUUGCUGUGGUAAAGGACUGUGUUGAAAGGUCGACAGGAAAGGAGUUUGCGCUGAAGAUCAUCGAUAAGAAUAAAUGCCGUGGAAAAGAACACCUGAUCGAGAACGAGGUGGCCGUGCUGAGGCGGGUCAAGCAUCCCAACAUCAUCAUGCUGAUGGAAGAGGUGGAUACGCCCUCUGAGCUCUACCUGGUCAUGGAGUUAGUCAAGGGUGGAGACCUGUUCGAUUCCAUCACAUCUUCUACCAAAUAUACAGAGCGAGACGCCAGCGCCAUGGUGUACAACCUGGCUGGAGCUCUCAAAUACCUGCACAGGAUGAGCAUCGUCCACCGAGACAUCAAACCUGAAAACCUACUGGUGUGUGAGUAUCCUGACGGCACUAAAUCUCUGAAGCUGGGUGAUUUCGGAUUGGCCACUUUGGUGGAGGGCCCACUCUACACUGUGUGUGGAACCCCAACGUACGUCGCUCCGGAGAUCAUUGCAGAGUCCGGCUACGGGCUGAAAGUGGACAUCUGGGCGGCGGGGGUGAUCACCUACAUCCUGCUGUGUGGCUUCCCUCCUUUCCGCAGUGAGAAUAAUCAGCAGGAGGACCUGUUUGAUCAGAUCCUGCAGGGUCGUCUGGAUUUCCCCUCUCCAUACUGGGAGAACAUCUCACACUCCGCUAAGGAGCUGAUUGGCCGGAUGCUUCAAGUAAAUGUUGAGGCCAGAUACACAGCAGAAGAUGUACUGUGUCAUCCUUGGGUCACGGAGGACGCUGCGAUGGAGAACAACAUGAAGAUGGAGGUGACGGGGAAGCUGAAGAAGCACUUUACCUCUGUACAGAAGCAGGGAAACACCUCCGCUGGAGUGUCUGUUAUUAUGAGCACGGCUCUAGAUAAGGAGAACAUCCAGCUGUCCCGCCACGCCCAGGAGAACAGCACCGCCCCGCCCGCCAAAAGCCCCGCCCCACCCCAGCCAGAGGGGGAAGGAGGGAGGAGACGGAGACGUUCGGGACGGAGACGCUCAGCCAUGUCCGACGAUUCCAAAGCCUCCAGAGCCACCCCGGUUCAGCCUGCCACCUCCCCCCAGACCCCCGACACAGCCGGCCCCCUGCCCUCGCCCUCCUCCACCGCCCCGCCCAUCUCCUCCCAGUGCAUCGAGGAGACCGACGGCAUCCCGGGCUUCCAGCGGGAGGAGUAGCUCAGCAUCUUCACCCUGUCCUGUUACUCAAAAUCCACCUCUAUCAUCUUUCAGCUUCAGACCCAGAGCUUCCUGUAGAAUCACUCACAGUCCUGAAGAGCCACCUGCUCCAAAAGAGUUUUGGAAUUAACUUUAAGCAUUUUUGAGUUAAUUCAAAGUGUUUUGGAGUUAACUGAUAGCAUUUUUAGAUAACUCAGCCUUUUUGGCAGUUUACCCACAAUUCCCUCUGUCCAUGAGCCCCUGGAUCUGCAGCCUUAUCUAAAGGAAAAAAACAUUAAUUACCAAAAGCUAAACUAAACAAGUGAGUUUUUAGUCUAGACUUAAAGAUUGAGACUGUGUCUGAGUCCUGAACAUAUUCGGGAAGAUUAUUCCAGAGUUGUGCUGAACACAUCAAGAGUUAAUUACUUGAAUUUCUUGUCUCUUAAUAAAGUGUUUGAGAGCAUCAGUUAAAGUAAAGUAGUGAAGAGGUAGAGUUACAGGUAUACAGUGAAUAGUGAAUAUUUGAGUAAUGUUCGAAUCCAGAUUAUGAGAAGCAAGAAAUACUUGAAUAAAUAAAGAAAAAGUACUUUAAGAAAUGAGAAGUAUCCCUCUCAAGUAAGUGCUGUCACCGCAACGACCAUUAAAAAAACGUGAUGAUGGAACUGGCUCUCAUCAGGACCGCCUCAGGAAAGGAAGAGCAAGAGUUUCCUCUGUUGUACAGGAUAAGUUUAUCAGAGUUACCAGCCUCAGAAACUACAGGUUAACAAACAGCUCCCCAGAUAAGAGCAUCUAAAUGCUUCUUCACAGAGUAUUUUUUUGGUUUGUUUAACACUUUUUAAGUUACUAUAUGAUUCCAUAUGUGAUCCUUCAUAGUCUGGAUCACUAAAAAAUGGCUGUUUGAAUGUAUAGGCUGUUAGAAGAUCACUGCUAAAGCUCUGGCUCUGCAGGACUGUGAGUGAAAAUGCUGAAGGUCCAAAAUCUUAUUAUGGCUCCACCUUUUGUCUCCAUUGUCUCCAGCGGCGCUUGGGCCCCGUACGUCAUACGUCUCCGCUCUGGGAGGGGGGAUGGGGAGGGGGGGGCAGGUUUUGUAUGUGUAAUGGAUUGUAUAUAUGUACAUGUGUGCACUGAAGGACGUCCCCCUGCUGUUAUAGCGAAACCUUUUGUUAGAGUAUUUUUAUUUCUAUUAUUUAUUGUGGCUUGAUUGACACACGAGUGUGUAUUAAUGAUGAGUAUGAAUAGAUAGAGUGUGUGUGUGUGUGUGCGUGUGUGUGGGGGAGCUGCUGCUGGCUUUGAGAUGGACUAGUUGCAGAACGUGUGUGUGUGUGUGUGUGUGUUUUUGAACUGAUCAGAGAACUUGUCCUGUUGAAACUUGAACGCGAGUUGUGUUACUGUGAGUGAGUGUGUGUUGAAGUGUGUGUGUGUGAGUGUGUGUAUAGUUUUGAUGAGCGCUCCACUGAUUUAAAUAUGAAUAUGUUUUGAAUAUGUAAAAUAGGAAUCUAAGCGCUUGCCUUUGAUGGUACUGAAGGGCUGGAUGUGGAUGUGUUAGGAGGUCGUGCCUCACUCUGCUCUAUCUCUCUCUGUAAUUUUGCAGUAGAUUAGUUUAAUCUAAAGCAGGGGUGUCCAAACUUUUUUUGUUGGGGGCCAGAAGGAGAAAUAUAUUUGAAGUCACGGGCCACAGACUCUGUAAUAAAACAAAUAAUGAAAUAUACCACUUUAAAUAAUACAUUUUCCUGAUUACUUUUAUUUACACACCAUUUUACUUGACUUACUAUCUUUAUCUCUGACAGUGUUGUGUAAACUAAGAUUUUUCAAAUUGAUGUUUAUUUUCAUGAUGUCUCUUAAUAUUAAACUCCUUAAUUACGGCAACUUUGGCCCGUUUUUCUGCGCUAGAAAUGCGCACUCUCUCCGCUUUUAGACUCUUUGGCCCGUUUUUCUGCACUUAAACUGCACACCCUCUCCGCUUUUAGACUCUUUGGCCCGUUUUUCUGCACUAAAACUGCGCACCCUCUCCGCUUUUAGACUCUUUGGCCCGUUUUUCUGCGCUAGAACUGCGCACUCUCUCCGCUUUUAGACUCUUUGACCUGUUUUUCUGCGCUAGAAAUGCGCACUCUCUCCGCUUUUAGACUCUUUGGCCCGUUUCUGACACCUAGCGUUUAAACUUCGAAUCUCACAUUAUAAAAACCUGCUUAACAGCGGGCCAACUUUCAUUCUAUUUCUAAAAUACCUCGCGGGCCGCUCCAAAAACGGAAACAGGCCGCAAAUGGCCCGGGGGCUGUAGUUUGGACACCCCUGAUCUAAAGGGAAAGUCCACUGAUAUUUCAAAAUUCAUGAAUAAUUCAAUGGUUAAACACAGUUUUUCAGAGUGGGUUUGGUGUGAAAUGCUGUUUUAAUGGAAUUUAUUAUGGUAGAAAUCUUCACAGUGGUGGUGAAUGGAACCAGUUUACUUCAAAAUAUCAAUAAAGCUGUUUUAAAGCUACAGUAGAUACAGUGUCAAGAAGAAAAAAAUAUGUGAACCCUUUGAAUAUGAAUAAAUGACUAGAUAACAUUGUAAAGCAGGACUCUUUCCCUUAAGAGAAAAUAAAAAAAAAUCGACCUCAUUCAUCAAUAAGUUUUAAAGAAUUAUUGAAAUUAUUUUUAAAAAGAGAGAAAUAAAAGACUAGAGAUCUUGUCAUGAUAUCACAAUUUAUCACAAGUUUAUUCCUAAAACCAAUUCACACAAAGAUUCUAAUAUUUACAGAAGUUUUCUCAUUUGAGAUUUGGGAUUUGUUAACUGUAUGAGGAAAAUAUUGACACAUCAUUAUAGGAGUUGCUGUAAAAGCUGGAUUUGUGCACAACGCUCCUGCAUGGCUAAGAUAGGAUUGGCCGGCUAACUGUUGACUGUUGUCGGGGUUUUAAUCAGUCAGUGGCGCACCUGUAUUUCCACCAAGAUAGAAGCACACCAGAAAUUUACCUGAACACACCUCACUUCCAGACCAUAAUAGAAAUGUGUAACUCAUGUCCCCACUAAUGUAAAGAUGUCAGAGUCCGUCUGUAAAACCUAUUCACACAAAGAUUCUAAUAUUUACAGGAGUUUUCUUAUUUGAGAUUUGGGAUUUGUUAACUGUAUGAGGAAAAUAUUGACGCAUCAUUAUAAGAGAUGUCAGCACAUUAAAAACACGUCAUAAAUCUGACCUAAACUCUUUACAAGGACUUUACUUUAAGAACAAAGACUAUUAAAAUUUAUAAAUAAAAAAUAAAAUAAAUAAUAUAAAAUAAAUAAAUAAAAAAAACUUAGACAGAAGAAUUCCUGCAUUUUCUUUUUCUUUUUUCUCUUUAUCUUUUUAAAUUUGGCUAAAUGAUUUUCUGUUCUUUUAUUUGGAAUUUGCUUUGUUUAUAAGGAAAAUAUUAAUGCAUCAUUAUAAGAGUUAUGAGAAAUCAAGAGCUAUGAACAUUAAAAUAUAUUAAUAUAUAAUAAUUCCUUGCCUCACAGCUUAAAGUUUUCACAAAGAAUGAAGGAGAUGAGUGAUCCCUCUAAAUAUACAGCAGGAAUAAUUCAAAAAAAAAAUUUUUAUGAUCUAAAUUUACCAGUUUCUGACCUAUUCACGAUUUUCUGACUAAGUUUGUUAAAUAAAAUGUCAUUAAAUAAAGAUGUGAAAAAGCUUGCCUUACCUGUCUCAAAAUGUGCAAAAGGCAUGAACUAAAUUCUCUUAAUGAAUCAUGGGUGUGAUUAGGUUUUGGGCGUAACGUGAAAUAAACCAAUCAAUGUGCCACUCGUCAUUCCCUUUAAGAGCCGGGUGAGCUCUGACUUUGGCGCGUUCGUAUCUUAACAGCGUGGUGCUUUUGUGUGAAGAUACACCAGCAGCUAAUUUAAGGGAACAGCAUUGUUAUUUUAUUCUUUUAUCAUUCCUGCAUGCCUAAGAUAAUAUUGGCCGACUGACUGUUGACUGUUGUCAGGGUUUUAAUCAAUUAGUGGCGCACCUGUAUUUCCCACCGGCAAGAUAGCAACACAGCAGAAAUUUACCUGAACACACCUCACUUCCAGACCAUAAUAGAAAUGUGUAACUCAUGUCACCACUACUGUAAAUAUAUCUGUAAAGAGUCCUUCUGUAAAGCAUUUCACACCAAACCCACUCUGACUGGCAGUGUUUUACACCUCAGUCACUAGAUAAAGCUGAUUUUCUUUUUGUAUUAGCUCCAUAAACAGUAUAUUAAUAUAUUUAUUCACACACUAAGAUGGACAAACUCAUCUGUCACUUUGAGUUCAGAAUGUCUGUUUCUGUUAGUAGGAUCUACAGUAUAUUGCUUCUUUUCUGAUCAAACCAACUGCAAACAAGCACUGCUGCAUGAUAUAUAUAUUUCUGUAUCUGUUCAUAAAUACACGUUUCACCCAAUAAGAAUCCUGUAUUACAGUAACAUUGACUUAUCUGUCUUAUCUAUUACUCCUGCUGCUGGUGUUAUACUGAACCCACUCAAGCUCUGCAGUUCUUUCACAACCACCAGUUCAUCCUCCAGACCAGUCUGAUCUGUUUAAGUAGUUUCAGCAUGUUCCCAUCUUAGAUUCAGCUUCAUCAUUCUUCUAGUUUAGCAGGGCUCCAGACUAACUAAUAAAAAUAGCACGUGGCACACUUGCGAUUAAAGCUUUUUUGGUAUAGAGAAUUUGUGUGUUGUAAAUUUUAUUAUAAGCAGUCUCUGCAGUAGUUGUGGUUGGAGGAUUGCCAUGUCAGUCAACUGCGGAACUUCAAAAGUGGCAACAGUAAUCAGUGGCCCAGGAAACUGUGCCACUCACUGGCAAAUAGCAGAACUGUGCUUUAAGAACAAGGUGAAAGGACGGGUAAGUGAUUUUCAGCUCAGGACUGUGUUGAGACAAUUCUGGGAUGAUUGUGAAAAGAGUUUGUCAGGUCUGGAGCCCUGCAAUCUAGACGUCUUGUGUUUUAAAUUCCAGUCUCUUCAUGUUAGAGAGUAAUGAGUGAAAGGUGAAAUAUUAAUAAAGUUCUCAUUGUAGUUGUC
Astyanax mexicanus (Mexican tetra) is the source of this 8057-nucleotide messenger RNA. It is a transcript of the gene dclk2a, whose product is annotated as doublecortin-like kinase 2a. Gene Ontology annotation, biological process: protein phosphorylation; intracellular signal transduction. NCBI's taxonomy places the organism in Eukaryota, Metazoa, Chordata, Actinopteri, Characiformes, Acestrorhamphidae. The transcript has 18 exons. The record is from RefSeq and is a predicted model, not a curated record. Gene Ontology annotation, cellular component: microtubule cytoskeleton. Gene Ontology annotation, molecular function: protein kinase activity; ATP binding. The coding region runs from base 561 to 3092 and encodes 843 amino acids.